AUGGCCGAUUCGCAACCUCCGUCCAACGGGUCAGAGCAGCCUGUACCUCCACCUUCAGCUGUCCCCGACUCGACAGACGCGACCGACGCAACCGUCAAACCUGAACCUGAUCUAGACGCCUCUAUCGAGCAAGAUAUCGAUAUGAACGCCGACCCUGCCGCUGGAGGCGAAGCGGCCGGCCUUGACCCCAUCGCCCCCGCGCAGCCGCCAUCUAAGAAAGAGACGAGCUUACGUGAGUUCUUGAGCAAGAUGGAUGACUACGCGCCUAUCAUUCCCGACGCUGUCACAGCCCACUACCUCACCGUGGCUGGUCUGCCACCUCCAGGCACUGGCCCCAACCAAACCCCUCCCCAUCUCGCCCGUCUCCUUGCGCUUGCCGCCCAGAAGUUCAUUUCCGAUAUCGCAGCAGACUCGUAUCAAUUCGCGCGUAUCCGCGCCUCGAACAGCUCCUCCGCAAACAACCCCAUGGGUAGUCUCAACGCUGCAUCUGGUCUCGGGGUCCCAGGAGCCGCGCCUGGCCCAGGCGGCGUCGCGGGGGGCGAUGGCAAGGGCGCCAAAGGGAACACCCAUCUCGGCAUCCAGCGACCUGGCUUCGGUGGUGGUGGCUCCGGCGGAUCAGGCCAGGGCCGUACGGUGCUAACGAUGGAGGAUCUGGGCAUGGCUGUCUCUGAGUAUGGGGUUACUGUUAAGCGCGGGGAGUUCUAUCGGUAA
Messenger RNA from Penicillium chermesinum, 711 nucleotides. RefSeq names its product putative TFIID and and SAGA complex TAF10 subunit. Gene Ontology annotation, biological process: transcription initiation at RNA polymerase II promoter. Gene Ontology annotation, cellular component: SAGA complex; nucleus; transcription factor TFIID complex. NCBI's taxonomy places the organism in Eukaryota, Fungi, Ascomycota, Eurotiomycetes, Eurotiales, Aspergillaceae. Gene Ontology annotation, molecular function: promoter-specific chromatin binding; RNA polymerase II general transcription initiation factor activity. The transcript is spliced from 2 exons. The record is from RefSeq and is a predicted model, not a curated record. Bases 1 to 711 code for a protein of 236 amino acids.